GUCUCCACCUGUCUUCACAGAGCAGAGGAAAAGAGCCCAGCCCACAGCUAGCGCUUGGAAGCCUAGACCAGACUGGCCACAUCUGCCACAUCACCCACGACCUGCUAGCAUGGCCGACCAGCUUACUGAGGAGCAAAUCGCCGAAUUCAAAGAGGCUUUCUCUCUGUUUGACAAGGAUGGGGAUGGCAGUAUCACCACCCAAGAACUGGGCACUGUCAUGCGGUCCCUGGGUCAGAACCCCACAGAGGCUGAGCUUCAAGGCAUGGUGAAUGAAAUUGACAAGGAUGGAAACGGCACCGUGGACUUCCCCGAGUUCCUGACAAUGAUGUCCAGGAAGAUGAAAGACACUGACAGCGAGGAGGAGAUCCGGGAGGCCUUCCGAGUGUUCGACAAGGAUGGCAAUGGCUUCGUCAGUGCAGCCGAGCUGAGGCACGUGAUGACCAAGCUGGGGGAGAAGCUGAGCGAUGAGGAGGUGGACGAAAUGAUACAGGCGGCAGAUACAGAUGGUGAUGGGCAAGUGAACUAUGAGGAGUUUGUCCACAUGCUAGUGUCCAAAUGAGGCUGUGCCACAGACUGGCAUAGCCAGGUGCCCAUGAGGCUCCUGGGCUACAAGCUAGGCUGGAUAAUAGCUGUCCUCCCGUUGGUGAGAAUCUUACUCAGGCCUUAGAUGUCUUUCCCUGUUUCCUUGGGGCUCUAUGGACUGCAUCCACAAGUCUACCUUUCAAUUUCUGCAUCUUAUUCUGCCAGCUUCACACCAGUUCUUUCCCCUUGACUGAGAAUGCCUCCAGCUGAGACAGGCAUCAACUCCUCCUAGCCCUCAAGAGCUGAAGCAGAACGUCCCAUCUCCGCAUGGACAAUGAGCAAAGAACCCAGGCUCCUAUUUGUUUCCUUUCUUUCCUUUUCUUCUCCCUCCCCCCACCCCCACCCCGUUUCCAACAGAAGUGAUCAACUCUAGGCCUACUUCCAGCAGGAAUCUCCAUUUGUAUUAGUGUGGGGAUAUGUGUGGGGGGAAGGUGGGGGUAAGGUGUCACCUGCAUGCAACGCUUUGCAUCAAGGUGGCCUGUGGCCAUCAGUUUGUACAUCAUAGUACUUAGGCAUCUUUGGCUGAAGACUGCGUCUGCUGGAUUUGGGCAUGGGGAUGAUGGGUGAUGGUGAAGAUUUGGAUGAUUGAGGUCAGGCUGUCUGGAAAACAGCACUUCCCUUCCACACAGACUUUGCUUAUUCCUGUCUGUCUCCACCAAAGAAACCUCUGUGAUCCUGGUUUUAUGCUUGUUUGUUUGUUUGUUUGUUUUCUGAGCUUAGAGUAGAGCUGGGGGUCAUUGUAACAUGUUUGUAUUCAUCUCAAAGGAAAGAAAUUUAUAUGCAAGAGAGGGGGAAGCUGCAGGGAAAUAAAUAAGUUAAUAAGA
Messenger RNA from Mus caroli (Ryukyu mouse), 1406 nucleotides. It is a transcript of the gene Calml3, whose product is annotated as calmodulin like 3. The record is from RefSeq and is a predicted model, not a curated record. Gene Ontology annotation, molecular function: calcium ion binding. Gene Ontology annotation, cellular component: myosin II complex. NCBI's taxonomy places the organism in Eukaryota, Metazoa, Chordata, Mammalia, Rodentia, Muridae.